Molecule: messenger RNA, 1169 nt
Organism: Theobroma umbraticum
Lineage: Eukaryota; Viridiplantae; Streptophyta; Magnoliopsida; Malvales; Malvaceae
Product: protein yippee-like At4g27745
Source: RefSeq, a predicted model, not a curated record
UCAUUAUUCACGUUAAUUGUAAUUAAUUAAUUUUUAAUCCUCUCAAGAUUCUUAUAUCUAGUAUUCACACUGAAGCAAAGAAUUUGGACCUUCUCAGAUUUUCAAAAUCAAGAAAAAAAAAAAGGAAAGAAAGAGCCUUCUUUUCUUUUGGCUAAUGACUUGAUGUUUGAUUUUACAGCUCACAUCCUCAUCCAUUCCAAUUAUAAUAAUCAAUUAGUCAAUUGGAUUUCUUCUCUUCUUUCAUUUCCUUUUUUCUUUCUUUUUACUUCAAACUUUUUCUUGAAAUGGGUUGAUUAUUAAUGUCCCUGUUGCUAAUAUUAAUAGUUAAUACCAAUCCCGUCUUUGUCACGCCCAUUUGUUUAAUCAAAACUUCUAGUAUCGUAUAGGGAAUCUUUGCUCUCCUUGUAAUCCACUUUGGUUUAAUCUUGCACGCAAAUACCUUAAUUUAUUUCUCAAAUCUUUAUUGCAGUGUUUUAGGUGAAGGGUUUCAUCUUUUUUUUUUUUGUUCAUGUUUUGAUCGCAUAGACUGCACCGAGGGUGUUUGAGCCUGAAAGUUGUUGAUCAAUGGCUGAAUCCUUUGGUCCACGAUUGUACAGCUGCUCGAAUUGUCGAAAUCAUGUUUCUCUCCACGAUGAUAUAAUUUCCAAGUCUUUUCAGGGAAGAAAUGGCCGGGCAUUUUUGUUCUCCCACGCAAUGAAUGUUGUUGUAGGACCAAAAGAAGACAGGCACCUGUUAACUGGUCUUCACACUGUUGCCGAUAUCUAUUGUGCUGAUUGCCGUGAGGUCUUAGGUUGGAAGUAUGAGCGAGCCUAUGAGGCAUCACAGAAGUACAAGGAAGGGAAGUUUAUACUUGAGAAGGCAAAGAUUGUUAAGGAGAACUGGUAGCACCUGCACCAUGUCAGGGUUCUCAUUCCAUUUAUUCCUGUGUUGAUGUAAUUGUAUCAAUGCUUCACAUUGAUCUUGUACAGAAACUUGUCACCCGUUUGGAAAUUUGUCAUUGUUUCCCACUCUGCAUUCUUAACAUGCUCAACGUCCAGAGAAUGCGUAAUGGAUUGACCAUUCCCAUGUUAAUAAAUUGCGGUACUGUCAACUACUCUCUAUGACAUCUCAUUGUGUACUAUGGAUUAAGCAUUGUGUAAAUACCUGUGGAUAAAAUUGUUUGAGGAAUC